Messenger RNA from Suricata suricatta (meerkat), 444 nucleotides. Its product is annotated as 40S ribosomal protein S13-like. The transcript is spliced from 2 exons. Gene Ontology annotation, biological process: translation. Bases 46 to 444 code for a protein of 132 amino acids. NCBI's taxonomy places the organism in Eukaryota, Metazoa, Chordata, Mammalia, Carnivora, Herpestidae. Gene Ontology annotation, cellular component: nucleolus; cytosolic small ribosomal subunit; ribosome. The record is from RefSeq and is a predicted model, not a curated record. Gene Ontology annotation, molecular function: structural constituent of ribosome; small ribosomal subunit rRNA binding.
UGAAGGCUCACACUGACUCUCUUUCACUGCCUGAUUUCUGCCUUCAUGGGUCACAUGCAUGCUCCUGGGAAGGGCCUGUCCCAGUUGACUUUGCCUUAUCGCCACAACGUACUCACCUGGGUAAAGCUGACAUCUGACAAUGUGAAGCAGCAGAUCUACAAACUGGCCAAGGAGGGCCAGACCCUCUCACAAAUCGGUGUAAUCCUGAGAGACUCACAUAGUGUUGCUCAAGUACAUUUUGUGACAAGCAAUAAAAUUUUGAGAAUUCUGAAAUCCAAAGGACUUGCUCCUAAUGUUUCUGAGGAUCUCUACCAUUUGACUAAGAAACCUGGGGGUGCCUGGCUGGCUCAGUCAGUUGAGCAAAGAAUUUUGAAGAACAGAAAAGAUAAGGAUGUUAAAUUCCCAAUGACUUUGACCGAGAGCCUUCUUCACCAGUUGGCUUGA